Messenger RNA from Daldinia caldariorum, 5269 nucleotides. RefSeq names its product tricalbin. The record is from RefSeq and is a predicted model, not a curated record. The transcript has 4 exons. Gene Ontology annotation, molecular function: lipid binding. NCBI's taxonomy places the organism in Eukaryota, Fungi, Ascomycota, Sordariomycetes, Xylariales, Hypoxylaceae. Bases 617 to 5128 code for a protein of 1503 amino acids.
CUUUAAUUGCUACCUACCCUCAUAUAUGUACGAAGUACCUACCUACCACCUAACCUAAGGUAAGCUUAUUUCGUGACUAUCGCCAACUUCGCCAACUAAACUUCGACUACUUCUUGUUCCGAUUACUUUUUCCUCAUUUUCCCAUUUUCCUCUUUUCUUCUAUUUUGUUAUCAUUUUUUCUCUCUCUCUCCCCCCACCUCCUUUUUUAGGAAGUUAGCAGACAGCGGACUCGUAAACUAUUCCUAGCUUACCCGCUUCGCCCUUGCAUCUCCUUUACUUACAUGCAUCACUAAUAGCUACCUCUUUAGACUCUAAAGUUUAGAGUCAACUAGUAGCUGUCCUUUAGCUACAUUAUCGUUACCCACCUCCUGCCAGACGAAUUAUACACUAAUAUCAGAUCUGCUUAUUUCUGUCUCGCCGAACUCUACGUUCAUUUACCUCUGCCCGGCCUCCCCUUGUUACCACCUCUGCCGCCCUCUGUAACUUUGACUCUCUGCGAUUCCCCUCUAUCUCGACCCCCCCUUAUGCUCUGUUACACACCCAUCGGCUAUUUAUACUUCCCCCGCGUCUGAGUCGUCCCUCGAACGAGCUGCCAUAGCGGCAUCCCACCCUCAAUAUGGCUACCGAACGGGAAGCCAACGAGCUCAAGCAACAAGGGGCUCUUGAAGCUUCACGCGAUCCUGAAUCCGGUGUCACAUCCGAUGCCGCUCAGAAAAAGCUAGUCGAGGAGAGCAGAAAUGCUGGCGUAGCUGCUUUCACGUUUGAUCCAGAUGCGAGUCCCGAGGAGAAGAGGGCACAAGCUAGGGCUGCUAUACCAAACGAUCCCCGCCGCACGCGAAAGCCUAAGGGUGUAGCUAUCGCUACCGAUGUCGACGACGGUACAAAAGCUAAUUACGAUCUUCCGAGCCCUUCGAAGGAUGGAGCCGUGCAAGUUCUCAAGGACAAGGACGGCAAACCGAUCCUGGACGGAAAUACCGCCGAAGAGGAGGAAGACCUGGCUGCCAAAGUUGGUUGGACUCAAAGGUUCGGUUGGCCCGUCGAAAGCGUUAUGGAAGGUGAAAGUCUAUUGGAUCACUCUACUUGGUUGGAAGAAAGACUUCCCGAUGAGUAUUUUGGAGAAUGGUAUCAUAAUGCCGGAGUAAUCAUCUUCGCCUGUCUUGCUUCGUGGCUGGUUGCCGUGCUUGGGGGUGGAUUAGCCUGGGUUAUUAUCGUCAUGUCGUGUUGCGGAACGUACUAUCGAACGUCCAUUAGAAGAGUACGAAGGAAUUUUCGCGACGACGUUAUCAGGGAAAUGGCGCUGAAGAAGUUAGAAACCGACCACGAAUCUGUCGAGUGGAUUAACUCGUUUCUGGCAAAAUUCUGGCCCAUCUAUCAACCUGUUCUGGCUCAGACGGUCAUUAGCUCCGUCGAUCAGGUGCUAAGCUCCGCGACUCCAUCGUUUCUUGAUAGUCUACGCCUAAAAACGUUUACAUUGGGAUCCAAGCCACCCAGGAUGGAGCAUGUGAAGACUUAUCCCAAGGCAGAGGACGAUGUCAUCCUUAUGGACUGGAAAUUCAGCUUCACGCCGAACGACGACGAGGAUAUGACUGCUCGGCAGAUUCGCAACAAAAUUAACCCCAAGGUAGUCCUUGAGAUUCGCAUCGGCAAGGCUAUGAUCAGCAAAGGUCUCGACGUCAUCGUAGAGAAUAUGUCUUUCUCUGGUAUUAUGCGUCUUAAGAUCAAGCUCCAGUUUCCUUUCCCUCACAUCGAGAAGAUUGAGAUGUGUUUCCUUGAACGUCCAGAGAUCGGUUACGCUUGCAAGCCCCUCGGUGGUGAAACCUUUGGCUUCGAUAUCAACUUCAUUCCGUUCCUGGAAACUUUCAUCCAAGAACAGAUUCACGGAAACCUGGCCCCGAUGAUGUACGCCCCGAACGUCUUCCCUAUUGAGGUCGCUAAAAUGCUGGCGGGUUCCCCCGUCGACCAGGCUAUUGGUGUGGUUGCGGUCACGCUCCACGGGGCCCAAGGCCUCAAGAACCCAGAUAACUUUGCUGGAAAUCCUGACCCUUACGCCGUGUUCACCUUGAACAAGAGGGCGCCCCUCGCCCAGACCAAGGUUAUCAAGGACACUCCGAACCCCAGGUGGAACGAAACGCAUUAUGUUAUCGUUACAUCCUUUAACGAUUCGCUCGAUCUCAUCAUCUACGACUAUAACGAUUUCCGCAAAGACAAGGAGCUCGGCGUCGCUUCUUUCCCGCUCGAACGGGUGGAGGAAAUUGGUGUGUACGAAAACGAGCGUCUAGAAGUCAACGCUCACGGAAAGGCUAGAGGUGUGGUCAUGGCCGAUUUCCGCUUCUUCCCCGUUCUCGAGCCUAUGGAGCACGACGGCGUGGAGGAGCCCCCACCGGAGACUAACACGGGUAUUCUACGAUACACUAUCGAACAGGCCAAGGAUCUUGACGGCACCAAGAGCUUAGUGGGCUUGCUCAAUCCAUAUGCUGUUCUACUUCUCAACGGUAAAGAAGUUCAUCAGACCAGAACGCUCAAGCGUACCAACAAUCCUAUCUGGGACAAUGGAUCCAAAGAAAUUCUUAUCACCGACCGGAAGAAUGCUAAAUUGGGUCUUGCAAUCAAGGAUGAUCGUGACAUUGCAGGCGAUCAGUUAAUCGGCACGUACCAAAUCAAGCUCGACGAUAUGUUGGAGAUGAUGGAGAAGGGACACGACUGGUACAAUUUAUCGGGAGUCAAGAGCGGACGAGCGAAGCUGACCGCGCAGUGGAAGCCUGUGGCUCUAUCCGGCGUUCUGGCAGGUACUGGAGGUUACCAAACACCCAUCGGUGUAAUGCGUCUCCAUUUCAUGAGCGCCCGCGACCUACGGAAUUUCGAAACUAUGGGUAAAUCGGAUCCCUAUGUCCGCGUGCUGCUCUCCGGUAUCGAGAAAGGUCGAACGGUCACCCACCGCAAUACGCUGAAGCCCGAGUGGGAUGAAGUCAUCUACGUGCCAAUGCAUUCGGCCAGGGAUCGUCUUACUCUCGAAGUCAUGGACGCCGAGAAGAUGGGCAAGGACCGCAGCUUAGGUUUAGUCGAAGUCUUUGCGGGCGACUAUAUUUCGGAGGAUAAUAACGGCGAGUAUCUUGUUCACGAUGCGAAGAAGGUGCAGGAAACCGGACUCCGCCUCCACGGAAAGGGCAUCGCAAAGGGAAUACUCACAUAUACCGUUUCUUUCUACCCGUGCAUAAAUGUCGCAGACCCCGAGGAAGAAGAGGAGAAAGAAAAGCAAAAAGGAAGUGAAGCAGCAAAUUCGGAAGUGCCAAAGCCAUCCCUCGAUGUCCCCCGAUCCUCGGAAGCUGGAAAGAUUUCCGCCCUCGAGAGGAAAGAAAGCGUCCCAACUACGCCAACCACGCCCAGUGUACCCAAAUCGCCGGUUUCUCCUAGAUCAACAACGUCGGAGCGCAAGUCACGCGAAGCGCGGGAGCGUCCCAAGGUUCACCUCACCCCGCAGGAACUGCUCAAAUACGAAUCCGGGUUCCUUAUCUUCAAGCUGCUCGAGGGAGAAAUGCCAAAGAGUGGAACGCAUCUCGAAAUUUACGUCGACGACAUGCUAUACCCCAGCUACAUCUCGGGUACGGCUAAGAAUAAAGUUUUCAAAUUCGACGAGAUUGGCGAUUGCUUUAUUCGCGAACUGGAGUUCUCACGACUGACCCUCAAGGUGAGAGAAAAGCGCGAGAAGCCUGGUGAAGAACGUGAUGAGGAUCACACAGUAGCGCGCUUGACGGGAAAUACUCUGGAUACACUUAAGCAAUGCCUAAAUAAUCCUACAGUGUUGAAGCUUAAGGACGAAGAAAAUAGAGCGGCCACGAUCAAGGUCAGCCUGAAAUACAUCCCCGUCAAGAUGCGCCUAGACCCCAGCGAAAGUAUCAACAAUAUGGGUAAUCUCCGCGUCGACGUAUUAGAUGCGUCAGAUCUACCCGCAGCCGACUCGAACGGGAAGAGUGAUCCUUACUGCAAAUUUGAGCUUAACGGACAGGAUGUGUUUAAGACCAAGACGCAGAAGAAGACUCUCAACCCCGUGUGGAACGAGUUUUUCGAGGUUGCCAUACCUUCGAGAACCGCCGCUAAGUUCAAUGUCAAAGUCUACGAUUACGAUUUCGCAGACAAGCCCGAUUUCUUGGGCGGGGCCGACAUCAAUCUUGAGCAGCUGGAUCCGUUUAGGGCACAGGAGCUCAAGCUGUUACUAGACGGGAAAUCCGGUUCCAUCAGACUGCGACUGCUUUUCAGGCCCGACUACGUCACACGCGCUCGGCUGGGUACUAGCACGUUUGCGGGCACGUUCGGCGGUGGACCCGGCAGGAUCGUGACCGGUGUUGUUGGUGCUCCGGUUAAAGGUGGCGUCGCUGUAGCCGGCGUUGUUGGCCACGGCGUUGGUAAAGGCGCCAGUUUUAUCAAGCGCGGCUUCCGGGGAAAGAAGGACGACGAAGGUAACGGCUUGACAUUGACAUCAAGCAACAACUCCGAGAUCCCCACAAUCGUGACAAAUGAGCCUGAACCGCCUACAGCCGCUAUGGGCCUUCAACGGUCCACGGGCCUAAGUGCUACCAACGGCGACGCUGCUCGUCCCAUAACGCCCAAUGAGAACUCGAAGACGCAUGGGCGCAAUUCUAGCAUGGGCGGUGUCUCCAUCUAUAGUCUAGCUCCAGGCGCUGCUGGCGCCGGAAUAGCUACUUUUACUGUAGUCUCCGCGUCGGGGUACCCAGAGUCGGCAGACAUUUACGUCCAGAUCAAGCAACUAGCGCCGAAGGAGAGGACCAUCGGUAAGACGAAACAUCACGAGUCUCACGGGACGGUUCGUUUCGACGAAACAUUCAAGCACGCAUGUACCGCUGAUACUCAGUUCCGUAUCGAGGUCAAAAACCACCACACCUUUGGAAGCGAUGAUGAUUUAGGCGAAGGGUUAUAUUUUGUGGAUGAGACCGGCAGCGGCGAAAAAGAAAUCAGAGUUGGUACCGGAACGGUUGUCUUGAAGAGCUCAUUUGUGGAACCGAGCAUAGAAAAUGGCAGCCCGGGCUCCAGAAGCGGGAAUAGUGGUUUACGAAGGAGUUUCUUGAGCAAGAGAGAGGUCAGACCAAAAAGUCGAGACGGACAGCCUAUCUAAAUACCAAAUAUGUGUUCAUUAGUCAGGCGUUCGGGAGACUAAAGGUAUAUCGCGCGAAUUGGGUAAGGGGCAAUUCCAGCAGCGGAGUUUUUGUAACCAAAAAAAAUAGAGAUUAGUUGUUAAUGAAGAUGUUAUCUUGAA